UAGCCAACGUCAGUUGCCCGGGAAUUCAGAGAUGUGCAUAAUUUUGGCGACCCAAAACAUUCCUGAAAACUUUAAUCGCACAACUCAUUUCCACACAAUUUCUCUCUCCUACUCUCCCGCCUUCGCUACUCGCUACUCCAUAGCGAAUCAACAGUUCAACACUAACUGCUGCAACUGAGGUUGCGGUAUAGUGUUGUUGCUGAAAUCAUGCAUAUAUUGCAGGUUAUUAUUGCGGGUUUUAAGAGUUAUAAAGAACAAGUUGCCACUGAAGAGUUCAGUUCAAAGGUCAAUUGUGUGGUUGGUGCUAAUGGUUCUGGCAAGUCAAACUUUUUUCAUGCAAUCCGUUUCGUCCUCAGCGAUCUUUUCCAAAAUCUUCGCAGCGAGGAUAGGCAUGCAUUACUCCAUGAAGGAGCAGGGAAUCAAGUUUUGUCUGCAUUUGUGGAGAUCGUGUUUGAUAAUUCAGACAAUCGAAUCCCGGUUGAUAAAGCAAAAGUUCACUUGCGACGCAUAAUUGGGCUAAAAAAGGAUGAAUAUAAUUUGGAUGGGAAGCAUAUCACGAAAACCGAGGUCAUGAACCUUCUUGAAAGUGCUGGAUUUUCUCGCUCAAAUCCUUACUAUGUGGUACAGCAAGGAAAGAUUGCAUCAUUGACACUUAUGAAGGAUGCAGAACGACUAGAUCUGCUCAAAGAAAUUGGAGGUACGCGUGUUUAUGAGGAGAGGCGGCGUGAAAGUUUGAAAAUCAUGCAUGAAACUGGCAAUAAACGAAAACAGAUAAUCGAAGUAGUUAAAUACUUGGAUGAGCGGUUGAAGGAGCUGGAUGAGGAGAAGGAGGAUUUGAGAAAAUAUCAGCAGCUUGACAGGCAGAGAAAAUCCCUGGAGUACACCAUCUAUGAUAAGGAACUUCAGGAUGCUCGACAGAAGUUAGCUAAGGUCGAAGAAGAGCGGGACAAGGUUUCCGAGAAGUCGACUACAAUGUACAACGCUAUUCUGGAGUCUGAAGAGCGAUGCAAGGACUUGGACAAGGAUUCCAAAAGGCUUUCCAAAGAACUUCAAGUGCUGACCAAAGAGAAAGUGGCAGUUGAGAAUCGUCGUACAGAAGCGAUAAAGAGGAAGACACAGCUUGAGCUUGAUUGCAGAGAUUUGAAAGAGAGAAUUUCCAGAAGUUCACGUGCCAAGAAUGGUGCUGCCAAACAGCUUGAGGUUGUGAAGCGGGAAAUCUUGGAGUCAACGAAUGAGAUUGAAGUGAUUAAGCCUUCGUUUAAUGCUUUAAAGAUGCAGGAGAAUGAGAUGACAAUAGGAAUAAUGGAGCGUGAAAAGAAGUUGAGUAUUCUUUAUCAGAAGCAAGGUCGCGCCAUUCAGUUCCGUGAUAAAACUGAUCGUGAUAAAUGGCUUCAAAAGGAAAUUGAUGAACUUCAGCUGGUUCUUACUUCAAACCUGUCGCAGAAAAUGAAGCUCCAGGGUGAAUUCGAUAACCUUAAUGCUCAGCUCAGGGAUAUCGAUGAUUUUAUUAAAUCCCGAAAAGCUAAUUUGGCAGCACUUGAAAACAACAUCAACCAGUCUAACGAUGGGUUUAUCACUUCCAAGGGACAAAGAGACCGACUUCAAGAUGAACGGAAGUUGUUAUGGGAAAGAGAAAAUGAGCUGUCGUCUGAAGUUGAAAAAUUAACGUCAGAAGUGGUAAAAGCAGAAAAGAACCUUGACCAUGCCACUCCUGGUGAUAUUAGGAGAGGACUAACUUCUGUUAGGAGAAUAUGUGACCAAUACAAGAUUGAGGGUGUAUUUGGAUCACUUAUUGAGUUAUUGGAAUGUGAUGACAGGUUUUUUACUGCAGUUGAAGUUACUGCUGGAAACAGCUUAUUCCAUGUGGUGGUUGAUUCAGAUGAAACCGCUACUAAGAUUAUCAGGCAUCUAAAUGCAUCCAAGGGUGGACGAGUGACAUUUAUACCUUUGAACAAGGUCAGGCCUCCACAUGUCACCUGUCCUCAAAAUGAUGAUGUAGUGCCUUUGGUCAAGAAACUUAAAUUUCAAGAAAGCUUUUCUAAAGCCUUUUCACAGGUCUUUGGAAGAACCGUGGUCUGUCGAAAUCUGGAUGUAGCUUCAAGAGUUGCUCGUAAUGAUGGCUUUGAUUGCAUUACUCUGGAAGGUGACCAAGUAAGCAAGAAAGGUGGGAUGACUGGAGGAUUUUAUGAUUAUAGGCGUUCGAAAUUGAAGUUUAUGAAUAUAAUUAAGCAGAAUACGAGGGUUAUUAAUAUGAAGAAGAAAGAACUGGAAGAAGUUAAGCUCCAACUUCAAGAUAUUGACCAGAAAAUUACUGAGAAAAUUACAGACCAGCAAAAACUAGAUGCUGACCGUGCUCAUCAUAGAUCAGAAGUGGAGCAGCUUCGUCAGGAUAUUGCAGAUGCUACCAGACAAAAGAGAUCUACAUCCGCCGCUCUGGAAAAAAAGGAAAAAUUGCUUUCGAAUGUAGGCACGCAGAUUGAGCAACUUAAUGCCAAUAUAGCCUUGAAACGGGCAGAGAUGGGUACAGACCUUGUUGAUCAAUUGAGUCCAGAGGAGAAAGACCUUCUGUCUCGAUUGAACCCUGAGAUCAAGGAUAUGAAGGAUAAGCUCAUAGAAUGCAGGGCAAAGCUUGAAGAGAUUGAAGCAAAAAAAUUGGAGCUUGAAACCAAUCUCUCCACAAAUCUGUUGCGCCGCCAACAGGAGUUGGUGGAUGUUAUAUCAUCUGCGGAGAAUGAAAUGUCAUCUGCUGAGACUGAGUCAAUUCAGAGGGAAAUGGACGAGGCUAAAUCUUUAGUGGAUGAGGCAAUAGGGGAGCUCAGAAGAGUAUCUGUGUCAAUGGACAGUUUAACGAAGAAACUCAAGGAAAUUAAAAUUGAAGAUGAUAAGUUGCAGAAAUUACGUGUAGACUAUGAGAAACAGCUUCAGAAGGAAGCAGAAGAGCUGGAGCAGUUAAUAAGUAACAAGAAUAUGCUCCUUGCUAGGCAGGAGGAAUACUCGAAGAAAAUCAGAGACUUGGGUCCAUUAUCAUCCGAUGCUUUUGACACGUACAGAAGGAAAGGUACAAAAGAAUUGCAUAAGAUGCUUCACAAGUGUAAUGAACAACUCCAACAGUUUAGCCAUGUGAACAAAAAAGCUUUAGAUCAAUACGUAAAUUUUACGGAGCAACGAGAAGAGCUCCAGAAAAGGCAAGCUGAACUGGAUGCUGGUGAUGAGAAAAUUAAGGAACUAAUAGAAGUUCUGGAUCAACGAAAAGAUGAGUCAAUAGAGCGUACUUUCAAGGGUGUUGCCAGGAAUUUCCGAGAGGUAUUCUCUGAACUUGUGCAAGGAGGUCACGGAUUCUUGGUUAUGAUGAAAAAAAAGGAUGGAGACAAUGGCGAUGAUGAUCUGGAUGACGACGUGCCUCGUACAGCAGAUACUGAGGGAAGGGUUGAGAAGUAUAUUGGAGUGAAAGUCAAGGUAUCAUUUACUGGGCAAGGGGAGACACAGUCUAUGAAGCAAUUAUCUGGGGGUCAGAAAACUGUUGUAGCACUGGCAUUGAUCUUUGCCAUACAGCGAUGUGAUCCAGCUCCAUUUUAUCUCUUUGAUGAAAUAGAUGCAGCACUAGAUCCUCAGUACAGAACAGCUGUUGGAAAUAUGAUCCGUAGGUUGGCCGACCAAGCAAAUACGCAAUUCAUAACCACAACAUUUCGACCAGAGCUUGUGAAAGUUGCUGACAAGAUUUAUGGAGUGACACACCAUAAACGUGUGAGUCGGGUCAAUGUUAUCUCUAAAGAUGAUGCUUUACAGUUCAUUGAGCGAGACCAGACUCACAAUGCUGAUCAUUGAGGAGGGAUCAAUCAUGCUGAAUUCUCCUGUUUUGGGAUGCUCUAUGCUGGGAACCGUGAACUGAAACACCUUGAACUGAAUAUGUACAUUGGUGGAUAGUGUUUAGAUCAGUAGUCUUUGUUGUACAUAGAUGGUAGUAGGAUAGAUAAUUUAACGUUCCGACUCCUGUUUAAGUAUUGAUUAUGAUAUAUAAUGGUGCACAAAUUCCAUCAGUCUUUCUUGUCAUUGGAUCUUUUACUAAGUGAUCUGAUCUCGUUGAUCAACUGUCAUUGUUGAACCAAAUCUAAAUUUAAAAAGUACUUUCCA
Messenger RNA from Spinacia oleracea (spinach), 4131 nucleotides. Its product is annotated as structural maintenance of chromosomes protein 3. Lineage: Eukaryota; Viridiplantae; Streptophyta; Magnoliopsida; Caryophyllales; Amaranthaceae. Gene Ontology annotation, cellular component: chromosome. Gene Ontology annotation, molecular function: ATP binding; ATP hydrolysis activity; protein binding. Gene Ontology annotation, biological process: chromosome organization. The transcript has 30 exons. The record is from RefSeq and is a predicted model, not a curated record. The coding region runs from base 208 to 3825 and encodes 1205 amino acids.